AUGCCACUGAAACAUUAUCUCCUUUUGCUGGUGGGCUGCCAGGCCUGGGCUGCGGGCUUGGCCUUCUAUGGUUGCCCGAGCGAGUGCACCUGCUCCAGGGCCUCCCAGGUGGAGUGCACGGGGGCGCGCAUCGUGGUGGUUCCCACCCCGCUGCCCUGGAACGCCAUGAGCCUGCAGAUCCUCAACACACACAUCACUGAACUCAAUGAGUCCCCCUUCCUCAACAUCUCAGCCCUGAUCGCGCUGCGGAUUGAGAAGAACGAGCUGGCCCACAUUGCUCCCGGUGCCUUCCGUAGCCUCGGCUCACUGCGCUACCUCAGCCUUGCCAACAACAAGCUCCAGAUCCUGCCUGUUGGCCUCUUCCAGGGCCUGGAUAACCUCGAGUCGCUCCUGCUGUCCAGCAACCAGUUGGUGCAGAUCCAGCCGGCCCACUUCACCCACUUCAGCAACCUCAAGGAGCUGCAGCUUCACGGCAACCACUUGGAGUACAUCCCUGAUGGGGUCUUCGACCACCUGGUGGGCCUCACCAAGCUCAAUCUGGGCAAGAACAGCCUCACUCACCUCUCACCCCGGGUCUUCCAGCACCUGCGCAACCUCCAGGUCCUCCGGCUGUAUGAGAAUAGGCUCUCAGACAUCCCCAUGGGCUGUUUUGAUGGGCUCAGCAACCUCCAAGAGCUGGCCCUGCAGCAGAACCAGAUUGGAGUGCUGUCCCCUGGCCUCUUCCACAACAACCGUAACCUCCAGAAGCUCUACCUGUCCAACAACCACAUCUCCCAGCUGCCCCCCGGCAUCUUCCUGCAGCUGCCCCAGCUCAACCGGCUCACACUCUUUGGGAAUUCCCUGAAGGAGCUCUCUCCCGGCAUCUUUGGACCCAUGCACAACCUGCGGGAGCUGUGGCUCUACGACAACCACAUCACCUCCCUCCCCGAUAAUGUCUUCAGCAGCCUCCGCCAGCUGCAGGUCCUGAUCCUCAGCCGCAACCAGAUCAGCUACAUUUCCCCGGAUGCCUUCAAUGGGCUGGUGGAGCUGCGGGAGCUGUCCCUCCACACCAAUGCCCUGCAGGAGCUGGAUGGAAGCAUCUUCCGCAUGUUGGCCAACCUGCAGAACAUCUCCCUGCAGAACAACCGUCUUCGGCAGCUCCCUGGAAACCUCUUCGCCAACGUCAAUGACCUGUUGACCAUCCAGCUGCAGAACAACCAGCUGGAGAACCUGCCCUUGGGCAUCUUUGAUCACCUGGGGAAGCUAUGUGAGCUGCGGCUCUAUGACAACCCCUGGAGGUGUGACUCAGACAUCCUUCCACUCCACAACUGGCUCCUGCUCAACAAGGCCAGGCUAGGGACAGACAGCCUCCCUGUGUGUUUCAGCCCAGCCAGUGUCCGUGGCCAGUCCCUCAUCAUCAUCAAUGUCAAUGUUGUUGUCCCCAGUGUGCAGGGCCCAGUGGUGCCCAGCUCCCCAGAGAUGCCGACAUACCCGGACACGUCCAGCUACCCUGACACAUCCAGCUACCCUGACACCACCUCCAUCUCCUCCGCCACUGACUUCACCAGCCCCUCAGGGGACUACACUGAUCUGACCACCAUCAACAUCACCAAGAGUGAUGACGAGCGGGGCAUGACCCCGGCCCAGAGCGGGCUGGCCAUUGCUGCCAUUGUCAUCGGCAUCAUUGCCCUGGCCUGUUCCCUGGCUGCCUGCAUCUGCUGUUGCUGCUGCAAGAAGAGGAGCCACGCGGUCCUGAUGCAGAUGAAGGCACCCAAUGAGUGUUAG
Rangifer tarandus platyrhynchus (Svalbard reindeer) is the source of this 1764-nucleotide messenger RNA. The record is from the annotation of a GenBank genome assembly. NCBI's taxonomy places the organism in Eukaryota, Metazoa, Chordata, Mammalia, Artiodactyla, Cervidae.